This is a messenger RNA of Amoebophrya sp. A25, 10750 nucleotides long. Lineage: Eukaryota; Dinophyceae; Syndiniales; Amoebophryaceae. The record is from the annotation of a GenBank genome assembly.
AUGUCUUUCGCUGUUAACUCGUCCGGUCCUACGCCUCUGUCGACCACCACUAUUCAGAAUGCAGCUUCAAGUUCAGCCUUAUCUGGUGGAGCCAAUAUUGGUUCAGCCAAUAGUACAGGAGGAUCCGGCACUAGUCCGCCAAACAUCUUCCGUGCUGUCGAAAUUCCGCCGUACAUCUUUGAAGAUGGUCGAAGGGAAGUUAAAGUUGGGAACGACACGUUCUACUUUUACUCGGCGCCGAAUCAUCCGAGCACACGCAACGACGAAGCGGACACGAGCUGGCCCUGGUGGGCGACUCGAGUGGUGCUGCCAGCUGCACUCUUUGUGCUGUUUCUUUGCGGAGGAAUUGCCGGGUUAUUUUCCAAGGAAUUGUGCGCAUGCUAUGAGGAAGUAUGCGUGCGCCGACCUGAGUACUACGCGACAGGCGGUUGGGCGGGCGAUGGCUUGCGAGCAGCCGCAGCAUGGGUGCGGCGGAUAUGGCUCACGCGACUUUCUCGGGACACGCGCGAGGUGGAUGCAGCCGGAAAGUUUGCGAUGCGCGCGAUGGAUUGGCAGCAGGGCAAAGCAGAACGUCGACAAGCGUGGGACCGGUUUAAAGACUGGGCCAAGGGCUGGCGCGCGUAUUUGCUAGGUGGAAAUCAUGACGCGUUGCAACAUAGUCAUGUCCAUCUUGGGCAGGCAGGUGGAAGUGGAUCUGAAGAUUUGUUGGCUAGUAACGUCGCAGCGCCGCAAGCGAGGACCCUCAGAUCCGAUGCUGCGGCGUUGUUCGGCGGUUAUGCCGCUUGGUGGGCGAUGAUGUGGGACAACGUGAGCUGGAAUUUGUGGCGUGCGGGCAGAGGAGACAUUGACCACGUAGAUUUGGAGAUCGGCUCUCUCGACACGGAGGUCGGAUCCGUUCUGAGUGAGCAACGUAAAGCAGCAACACAAACACAAGUAGGAUCAUGCGUAGCUGAACUUGGCCACCGCGGCGGUCCCUUUGCGGCAGAGGCGGGCACCAGUGAUGAACGAACAAAGCAAGCGCCGCAGGUAAAUUAUGCGGGUGCUGAAUUUUUGUAUGGUGACGAAUCGUCCUCUUGCACGUCGCAAGCGAGUCUCCAUAUGAUGGACAAGCCUUUGCCUGUCCACGAUCGACAGCACACGGCUGAAGCAGAGAAUAGAAACGUGGACAAUGUGAUACAAGAGGGAGAGGGAUCGUCGGCGUUUGCUCCAGAAGAGACACAAAAUAGAAAUACGACGUCAAAGGAGGACACUAAACCGUGGAGUCCAUUGGGCAGAGCAGUGGCUACGCUGUCUCCGACUGCAGCAAAGUGGCUUUCUGGAGGCGUGGAGAAGACAUCACCGGGAAAGGCUGCACAAGAAGAACAACGUCCUUCCAUCGUUGACCAGUACGGAGAUAAAACAGUCGAUGAGCUGGCUGUAAUCGCCCGGACGCUCGGCCGGACACGACGACGUAUGCUAUUGCAACAUGUCAACCGUCUACGGGAAGAAGAAAACGCGCUUUCACUCACCGCAAGGGCUGCGGGUCUGGGAGAGGAAACGGUGGCAGUCGCUGGCUCUGGCAGUUCGGGUGUCGAAGGACCUACGCGGCUUCGUCAUACAGUACGCUCUAUUUUGCAGGCACGCAAAAAUUUAGUUGCUGCUGCUGCUGCAGAAAUGCUACUUGGGAGAAGCUUUGUGGAGGAGGAACAAAAGGCGGAACAAAGUUUGGAAGUCGGAAUUCCCCUGGUGUCUCGAUCUCGGCCACCUGAGUCUCAGGAUGAGCUGGACGCCAUCGCAUCAGCAGCGACGUCUCUCGUCCCGCUGCUUGUGGGCAAUAUCUGCUUACGCGCGUGCGAGACGCAGGCAAAGCGUGACGUUGAGCGCGAACUUGCGGAUCGCGCAGAGUGGCUUAAAGCCCGUCACAUAGCGAGGAGCGCUGUCAACACAGCUUAUCUAGGCCCCUCGUCGCCUUUGCAGCUAGGUAACGUGAAAUCUGACGCGCAGGCAAACGCAAGAAUGCUCGAUCACAUGGUGAAGCACCCAGUGUUUCUGGGUAACCCUGAUCACGGUGCUGCCUUUACCAAAGAUACAGCGAUCAGCUCGAAAAAGCGGCUUUAUGACAAAGAACGUGGUGAGGAUCGACAUUGGGAUGACGCGGGCUCAGAUGACAGUCGGAGCGUUGUUUCUGUUCAUCCACUAGACGUCGCAUCACCCGGAGGCAUCCAGCAAGUGAUGGACCGAUUACGCUUUGACUACAUCGAAGACGUAGAGGGUUCGGCUGGAGUAAAGGAGUUGUUUCCAAGUGGUCCACGGGAGCUGGUGGAGAAAGAGAUUGAGGUAAGUAAAUUCAUAGCCUUCUUUUCAUACGACUGUCGGUCAUUUACAUUUAUUAUCACUAUUUUUUACAACGUAAGUACUGUACGUAGUGCGAAACACCUAGUAUCGGCAUGUAUCCGAUAAGCUGAAGAUGAAUGUCGGUGUAGUGACUUUGGUUAUCUUGAUAGUCUGUUAGAUGUGCCAUUCAAAUUCUCUUAUGAAACAACUCAAUAUCCGCAGGCUCGCCGUGCCCACGAGAUCGCGAGGCUGGAGGCUGCUUUUUACGCGAACCCAGAUCGCAGUGACCUCGACCUCAAAGAGUUAGAGGAAGCACGCGACUUCGUGAAACGCUCAGACUUUGGUUUGGACGCUGUAGCGAUGCGAUUUGGCGAUGCAUCGGCUGCCAGCAUGGACUUUUCGAAGGUUGAUUCCCAGUUGUCGCCCAAAAUGCAAAAUUUCGCUACGAAAUUCGAGAAAGCAAUGCAACGGGUGGCUGUGGGACUGCCAGCUUGCGCUCCGUCAGUAGCAUCAAUCGGCGUUGAUGCCAGUCCUGAUAGAGGGCGAGGAUUGAGGCAGAGAGGCGAAUUUUCUCCUGAAAUCGAAGAUAUCGGGCGGAAAGCGAUGAAAUCACCGGGAUCCGACGAGCAAGUAGGUUCCACCAGCGCCAUCCCCAUCGACGCAAAGGGCCGACUGAUUCUUUCGACCUCGCUUUGGCGAGGGGCUGAUGAAGAGAGCAAAAGAGCUGCUGAGAAGCAGUCAGAGGAAGCUACUCGGAUCGAAAUGGAACGAACGAAGGUACAGAGGGAACUUGCGGAAAAGCGGCGACGCGAUUACGCAAUACGGAAUCGCAUGCGGCUGCCGUUCUCGCUCGGACGAUAUCGUGAAAACAUUGCGAAUUUUCGAAGUAGCGCUAGCCGACUGUUCCGACGACCCUCUUCUGCAGUUCGCUACUGCGCGCAAGGCGUCAACGACAGUGAACGAUUCGCUUAUGCUGACUAUGCGGAUGCGAACGAGCGACAAAUCGCUGAUGGCUUCGAUGAGGCAAUCAGGAUUGAGGAUAAUGACGCUGCACCAGACCGAGAGCCGGUUGAUGUAGAACAAUUGAUUUUGAAUUCUGAUUAUAGCAUGAACGGUGGUCGUCCAACAAAAGGCCUUGACGAGCAGGCGCAUGGUGAAACUAUGCUGUGCGAAUCAGAAGGAGGUUCUCAACCGAAGCAAUACUUCUACAGCAGGAGAGGCCGUUCGAGUGAGCGGCCAAGAGAUCCGGUACUUACUACAGCUGGGCGUGACGCAUUCAAAACAACGAAGAGCAGCAUCUGGAACUUGCUGAUAGGCGGGGGGGGUGUGCGCAUGCGCCAGAGAGAUCAACCUGGUACUUCUUCAAGACAUCCUGGAGGAAGAAGAGGAAGAAAGAGAGCUAGUAGUGCUCCUGUAUGUUCCAAGAGUCAGAUUUUUGACCCUGCGCUAGGCGGUUAUCUCGCGGAUCCGUCAACGAUGGCUCCACCUGUCGUUGUCGGUGAUUUGUUUCAUGGUGAGGACCUCAAACUUGCAAUUCGCUCUAGCGUUGAUGCCGAUGAUAGCGAAGACAAAGAUAUCCAUGCGCCUGUUGCGCCAGCGGCAUUGUCAAUGCCAGGAGUGAGAAAGUUAUUGUCUUCCUCAACUGCGAAUACAGCCUCUCAACAGCUGUACUUUGGAGAGGGGCCGGGGCGAGAAGCAGGAGCGACAAGAACGCUCGGGGGGCGUCGUGGUGCCUUGCUGCCUUCCCGCAGCUACUUUCUGAAACGUCGCUUGCGUCGGGAUCCACUGUUGAAUCCGAAUGAGAUCGAGCUUCGUCGUGAAGAGCUUCUCGCGCAUCCGGAAAACAGACAUCUCUCCGAUGAUAGCGUUCCCACUUUUGUGGGUCGAGGAACCGGUUUCCGCUUCGCAGAUCAAGGCUGGGAUAGAUUUUGUACGCCGGGGGCUACUUCGAGCAGUGCUGCUCUUGCCAGUUCAGCAGAAGAUGCAGAUGAAGGUAGUAGAGGUACAACUACUAAAGAUAGUAAUAGGACAUCAGACCAGCAGAUUACGCGUGGUGACUUGGAGAGUCAGGCAGAUUUGGAUUUGCUGGGUAACGAAAAACGACGAGUGGCGGAGCAAGAAGCGCGAGAAGCAGCCGCGCGAGUGAAAUCGCAAUUGGAGCAUCCACUGGCGGAAGGAGAGGCUUCGUUCCCUCUAGGAAUUCCAGACGUGAAGCGCUUUCGUUUGCGUCAGGGCAUCGAAACUGUGCGCAUUGUCGAACCACCGGGUCCAGACGAGAUAAUUGAAGGGAGUAAUAUUGCUGGACUCAUUCCUGACGAGAGCUCGGAAGAUUGUCGUAAAAGAGUGAAAAAUGUUGCUUCUUUCACUGAUAAUGUACAUGCACCGACUACUACGACUGAAGUUCGGAGCAAAGAUGCAUUGACAGCUGAGGAAGGCGGUGGUAUCAUACCGCAUGAGGCAUUGCAGACGGUGAACAAGGUUACGACAGAUCCGGAUCUGCAAAAGCAGCUCGCGGAAGCUGACAGUCUACGCAUUGGCACGCACCUGUAUGAGGAUCCCAUGAAACCCAGUUUAAAUUUCGCACGUCGACUCAUUCCAAGGCGCAAGCGGCGCUGGGCAAGCCUCGACGAAAUCUUAUCACCUGGUGGAGAAGCAGCUGGAGCAGCAGCUGGGUCCGAUCAUCAAGAAACAUCGCGUAGCACGACGAGGAGAAACAAAAGGGAUCGACAGCGUCGACCUAAUUCUGCUAUCAUGAGUGGUCAGGACACACGGCGGCGUUCGUCUUGGCGUCUUUUUGAUCGCUUGUAUCGCACAUCUUUGUCAUUAGAAGAUAGAAACGUUCAAGCACGACAGCGCAAUCGUCCUGCCGUUCAGUGGCUCCGCUUCGCAGAGUUCGUCGGGCGCCGAAAGCUGAUAGAGCCCGAUGCGCAAGAUAAGGAGCUGCAGAAGCAGAAGCAAGUAGCGCAUGAUCUUGCGCACCGAGAGGUGCUGGUCGAACCAGUUACGGCUUUCCGCGAGGUCGUGGGCGAGGGCCAUGUAGUGCGAAAAGCCGCGACAUUUUCUUCAGCUCGUCGUACAAAGGGUCUUCAUAGUAGAGAGGACCGCCUAACGACGGCACGUCCUGAGAGGCCUACUCUGCGUCCGCGAUCGGCUGCGUACAGGCAUCACGAUGAAGAGCUUUACGAACAAUCAGGCGGGAUCCCAGACGGCAUUCGCGUUGCUAGUACAGAGCUUUACGAACAAUCAGGCGGGAUCCCAUCCGAUAAGGGGUCGUCUCCGUUUCCUCGAGCGCCGGCUCCUGUAGGUGGGACGAUUAGCGGAAAGUCCCUGCACUUGCGCACGGGGAGCGGAUUGCGCGGUGGGCGCUCGAUGCGAACGAGACGGCCGCGGUCUGCGUUUGAGAAGCUCCGAGCACUCACCAAGCGUACUGAACAAACUGAUGGUUCUAACCGACUGUCCCAAGAUCAUGUUCAUCGCGUCAGAGAUUCUGCUGGUGAACAUCAUGCGGCGUUUCGUAGCGGAAAAUCUUUUUUGAGGCGUUCAGCGACCAUCGCCCUCGAUGCGGCUUUGAAUGCUACGAUUGGAAACCGCGAAGAACACGAGAGCGGUAUCGCGUCCGGCACAGACCGAUUGGAGGCCUGGGUUGAGGCCUACCGACGUCAACAGGAAUGGGAAGUGGUAGAAACAGAGAAAGAAGACUUCUUCGACAAAAGCGUCGGAAAACACGACACGUUUGCGAAAAUUGAGAAAGGUGAGGACACAGUUGGAGAUACUCUUGGGUUUGGACCAGAUGGCAGGACAACGGAUUAUAUCAAAGAGGGACAACACUAUUCGCCACCAAGAAAUAGUAGAGCAGGAGGUGGAUGUCAGAAUACAAAGAUGAAGAGUCUGAGAAGAGGCGUUUCGAGGACUGGUUUAGACGCUUUGCAACGCAGCAGUUCCUUCUUAGGUGAUGUUACGAAUGGUAUCCUCGCUGCAGCAGGGUUUGCUUCGAAUGGCGUAGACGACCCUUUCGCGUUCGGUGACGCCGAACGUCAACAGGCGCUGCUUCAACGACGAGUAGUAGAUACGAAGGCCGAAACCUGUAACCAGAAAGAGGAGGACGAAAGUUUGCACACGCUUCUCACGGGCUCAAUGAGUGAAAACGAUCCGCGACAACCGAUGAAGCUUCCCUCUGCGCCAAAUGUUGCUGCUCCACCACCGCGUGGACCAGUCUUAUACGAGCUUCCGGUGCUCUGUGAGCCAGGACAAGUGCGGAAAUUACCCUUCCGCGUUUUCGAGGAGAAUGGGCGUUUCCGUGUCGCAAAAAUUGUCCGACAGAAUCGAGGAGGAUCUCUGGAGGACACGAUUGAAUCGUCUAGUCUGACGCGGCAUGAUAAUCAAGUAGGUGAUCAUGCUGGACGGGGACGAGCUGGACCAAAUCCAGCGCUGGGGAAGGUUGUUGAAAAUGAUAAACGCGACGUUGAAUCCAGCACACCUCCACGAUCAUCUUUGUCUCCGUCCGUUGCCUACCGUGCUUUCCGGGAUGGUCAAACUGAGAACUCGCCGUUGCACCUUUUAAGAAGGUAUAAGGCGGAUCGCAAGCUCGCCAAGGACGUCGUGGCAAACAUUGUCCGACUUGUGACCACCAACUGCGUAGAGGAUGACGAAAAGGAAGAACGAAAACGGGAAGUUGCUGCUGCAGUGACUCGUGCUGUAGUCAAGAAAGUAGUAGAACGUCGAAAGCUGAUCGACGUCGUAGUGCGGGACGUAUAUGCUGCAGUGGUCCGCAAAAUCGGUGGAGUCGAUCUCACAUUAAGUGCAGAAAUGUUGGCUGGAGAGGCGGAGCUUCCACAUAAGGUUUCAGGAAACCACGACGAUUUUUAUGGUGAAAACGGAGACUUUUCGGUUCCGCGUAGGACUAGUCGCGAUGCGGUCUCCUGCUCUGGUUGUUCGACUAUUGGGGCAGAUGAAGAUGGUGCUGUGGGAGGGCAAGGUGAUCAUAGUCGAUCCCCGUCUGCAAGAAGCGCUGCAACUACGAGGAAAGAUAGUAAGACUUCAGCAGCGUCGUUUGGUAGAUGUAAUAGUGGUAGUCGUAGCAGCAGCAGCAGUAGCUCCCUCCCCUCGGUUCCGUUUCUAGACGAAGCUGAAAGCCUGAAGGCUGAAGCAGACGCCUUUCUUGAGAUCUUGCACGCUGGAAGGGCUUCUUCCAAUGCCUUUUACGGAAAUCUAUUGGCACAGGAGAGAAAUGCUUUUGGGAUUCUACAUGCUCAAGACGUGGCGGGAGAUGGACAUGCAAGUACUAGACGAGAAAAACAGGACGGCUUGAUCAACAUGGUUCUGGAUAGGAUUUUAGAGCGGUCGGAAGGGCAAGGCGCUGGACGUGAAGUCAUUAAGAUCACGCAGAAGCUUUUGAAAAUGCGGUCGAAGACAGAGAAGGUGCUUCAUGAAAGGCAAACCCUAUAUCAUGCACGACAAACUUCUGCAGGCUGCUCGGAUGCGAAUGUGCCAGGAGAUCUGAAGAAGAUCAAGGAUAAAAACUACACCGCGGAACGAUCUUCGUCUUCAUUUUCAUCCACGAGCAGCUCCAAUAGUGGUUUUUCCGCAACUGAGUCGGAGGACGUAGAUGCCGUACGUGUGCGUCCGUGCGGACCAGUCGAUGGGCUUUUCACCGCGACUCAAAAAUUUCGAGUUUCGGAUGUGGAUCUCAACCUGCACAGAAGACCUGAGCCAGUACCCUUACAACAAUAUUGGAAUUCUGAUGUAGUUGUCGACGACGCAGAAGAUGAUAGUCUUCAACGACGUGCUGGUUCAUCUCUAACACAAGUUUCAAGGCCCACUGCUCAAACCUGGAUGGAAGGCAUGCACAAUACGGCGUCUACCUUCCUGACCUGUGGGACUGAAGAUUCGUACUUAGAGGAGCUACGCAAGGAAGACGAGUUCGAGAACUACGGAGAAAAAGCGGGUGCCGGCGUCUCGAGAAAGAAGGCGAUGAACGACCUGCACGAUGACGAAGAGGUCUACCAAGCCUUCAUCAGACCGCAAGUUAAGGCUAGAGAUAGUUCAUCUUUGAGAGCAUCAUUGAAAAGUAUGACUGAGUAUAUUCAUCGGGAUACGGUUCAAGGAUGCAGAUCAAGGAUGAUUAUCGGACAGCCCUAAGCAAAGCAGGACUUUACCGCCAAACUAUACAUGGCAAUCAUUUGCAGAAGUGAGCAAGGUUUGCAGAAGUGCGAACUUGAGGCUUCCGACUUCGUCUUUAAGCUCUUGCCAGAAUACUUCUAGGAACCAAAAGUCCGGCACAUCUAGUGGCGAGAAUGGUGCGACGAGGCCAGACGAUCACGACGGUGGUACAAACAAAAGUAGCAAGAACUUCUGCGCGACCACUGGUUCAGUAGGAGAAAUUGAGGCGGCUGCUGUGCCACGAUUCAGGUUUGUUCCACCAGUAUUGCCCUACACGCGAAAAGAAGCUGCGAAAGCUCAAGGUCGUGUUAUCCUGGAAGAUGAUCAUUCCUUUAACGGCGGUGAUGUCGCAGGAGGCAAAUCGUUUUCUAGUCCGUUUGUUGCAGAUGUGAAGAUGAGCCAGCAGCCGCUGAAAGGGAGAAGCCGCGAGGGUAGGGGGAAGGAGCGACACGGAAGCGGCCAGAAUAGCAAUAGCGAGGAUGAAGAAGACCGCAUCCGCAGAAGCAGUGGACGAGGCCGGUCUAGAAGUCCGCUUUCGCGAAUCAACUUUCGAAAUCCUCGCUCACCUGGACUGCGGAGCGCUGCUGAGGAGAUACGACCCACAACGACAAUCGAGAUCGAAGAGGAUGUUGUCGUGGAGCAGACGUCGCCACGCCGUUCUCGUUUGACGGCCUUAGUCGACUCAUACCUUGCCACUAGUGGACUUUUAGCUGGUCAUCAUGGUCGGAAGGAGAUGAGCACCGCAACAGCUCGGCCGCUAGAUGAUGGUGCUCAAGGCACUCAACAAGGUGGAACUCGAACAGAGGGAACAAGUGCUGUGUCGAGUGGGGAGAGCGCUCUCGUUUCCUUUUUAGCGGCAGAGAUGCCAAGACUCAUUGCGGAAUGCCUUGCCGAAGCGGAGGGAUUGAAAGAAAAUGAUGCUGGCGAUGCUAACCAAGAAGAGCCAAUAUUUGAGAAAGAGCCACGUGGCGUGAUUUGCUUUGGUCCGGCCGUCCCACGCCAACGCCGUCGGAGAAAACGAGCAUCUCUAGCGACAACUAAAAGUCACACCCUCCAAACGCCGACAUUGCACGUGAAAUCCGAAACGAGAACUAGCUUGCUCGAGGUAUUGCUUCCCUUGCUUCCUAAAUCAUUGGAUGAAAUGAAUAUCGACGCUUGGGUCUCGAGCGCCGUAGCAGCUAUGGACCUCUCUAGUGGCCUCGAUGCUUGGAAAUACCCUUACUGCCACGAUCGCGAUGCCGAAGAUAAAGAUAAUACAGCGAAAAAGUCACAAGCUGGUCUUGCAGCUGGAGGUCCUAAGUCGGGAGGUACAACUGAGUCGAAGCAUACAGCACCAGGAUCCGCACCAACGGUGAUCAAUCUCGAUGCGGUUGAACUCCAAUCCUCCUCACACGCAUCCAGCACGGGUGAUGAUGCCAACAGAAGGACUACUAUGAAUUCUUUAGAUCAAAGAGCAAGUGACAACGUCGCUGAGGUAGAAUCGCGAUCUUCAGCCACUUCGGCUGCAGGGACAACAGCAACAUCGACGAAAAAGGUGAAGAUUCAUCGGAGCGUCGUGGCAGAAGAAAAUAAUGUUGGUGAACAUGUUGAGGCUGAUAAGACUUCAUCCUCGUGGUCCAGGAGCGACGAGGAUGAAGACAAAGCUUUUUCCUCCUCGUCUUCGGAAGCGCUUCUCAGCGAUCACGGACGAAAGUUGCGGGACCGCCUCGACGGCGCUUUCUUGAUGCGCAUUAAUGACACGCCUAUCGUCUCAACGGUUCUUGGAACAGCUCAAGAAUGUUCUCAUUCUCAAGGACACUCGAAAGAAUCGCAGACGACUAGCACUAGCACCGUGCGUGGUCUCUGGGGACUCCUAAAUGCUUUCGCACCAGAUGACGAUGCUCAGGCAGAUACGAAGAGUCCGAAUGUUGACAGAAAGUUGCCCGGGAUGAAUUGUACCGAAGAAGAUGGUGGAAAAAUUCAUCAAAUUGUCGAACACGUAUUGCUGUCAGAGGAGACAGAGCAGGCGGAGCAGAGACAACUGGCCUCCACUACUGAUCCUCAACAUUCUUGUAGUACAAACGAUGUUAGUAGCUCGAAAAAGUCAAACACCUACACCGGCGCAGAAGGUGGUAAGAGCGAUAUGCCACCAGAAGACCUGCCAUCGACGCUACCGGUACCUCGGGGUUUGCGUAAAGCGAUUCAACACCGGAGACGGCCCCCGUCCACAGAUUUGGCUCAGCGCAAACUGAAAUUCGUCUCUUUCUUUUUUCAAGAUGGUGCUUUUUCUCCAACGUGA